Messenger RNA from Glarea lozoyensis ATCC 20868, 387 nucleotides. Its product is annotated as POZ. Bases 1 to 387 code for a protein of 128 amino acids. The record is from RefSeq and is a predicted model, not a curated record. Lineage: Eukaryota; Fungi; Ascomycota; Leotiomycetes; Helotiales; Helotiaceae. The transcript is spliced from 2 exons. Gene Ontology annotation, molecular function: protein binding.
AUGGCCCCACAAACACUUCUCAAAGACCUCUCUCCGGCAGAAUGCGUCAAGGCUCUUCGAGCAUUCGACGAGGAAGCUCGUGUUACUAUUGUUGUCAAGGACGAAAGCUAUAACAUGCCCAAAAAACUUGCCUGCUCGAGCUCGAGUUACUUUGAUCGGGUUUUCAAUAACGGGUUUCGAGAAACCGCCGACUUAAAAGUUCAACUGGAGGACGUCGAAAAAGAACAUUUCGAUCUUGUCAUGCAAUGGAUUUAUACUGGAUCUGUCGACUUCGAUUUUGAGCCACCACUCACGCCUUCAUCAAAACAUCUCUUUACGCCGGCUUUUUCAAGCUUGCGGAUCGGAUUGAUCUCUGUGGGAGUUUCCAGUUGUUGUACGGCGAGGUAG